AUGGCCCCCCAGCACUCGAACCUGAUCCGGACCGACCAAGUCCAGAAACUUCCCCAUCUCAACGAGCAACAAAAGAAUCAGCAUACCCAACUCGUACGCAAUUACUGGGAAGUCCUCAACAACCGAGAUCCGAAGAGUGCCGAAUACCAGCACGCGCAUACACGCCUCACUCAGAUUUCACAGAGCCUGAUGAAAGGCAUGCGGGCCUUUCAGCAGAAUCGUCAGCUACAGCAACAGCAGCUUCAAGCCGCGACGGCGGCCGCACAGGGCCAGGCUGUUCCACGCCCGCAAUCGGUCAAUCCUCAAAACUUUGCCCAACUGCUCCCUCAGAUCCAGCAGAAAGUCAAUAGCUUACAUUUCUUCCUUCCUCCUAAUAUCAGUCACGAGCAGGCGCAGACGUGGCUUCCAGAAGCCAAACUACGCUACGGCAUCGCGCUACAGAAACAAGAAAUUGGUCGGGCACGUGCAAACGACCUACGCACACAGUUUAGUCAGCGCCAGGCGAAUGGAACCGUGACCCAAGAGGAGCUCCAGGAGUUUAAAAAUCGACAGGUUGCAGCGGAGAAACUUUACCGUGAGGGCGGCGACUUCCUAGCCAAGUUCAAGGAACAGCAGGAUAACUUCAAGGCUCAACAGCAAAGGGCAGGCGUGCAAAAUACUUCGGGUCCUCCGCAGGCUCCUAGUGCUACUGGUCCCGUUGCUCCAGCUGCCAGUGCCGGGGGUGAUGGCCGACCGACAAACGCCCCUAGCUCGAUGCAUCCUGGGCAAGCGCCAACGCCAGCACCUCAUACCAUCACCUCUGCUGUGAGUGCUGCGCGGAAUCAAUCUGGGCAGGUGUCCAUGUCGCCAUCUACUUCCCAACAAGGCCAGACACCUACUGCACAGGCCGCCGGUUCUACACCUGCCGCUCCGACCGUAGCUCUGCAGCAACAACCGCAACAGCAGCAUCCAGGCCAGCAAGCAAAUACAGGAUCGCAGGCAGUGUUUGCCCAGGUGCCCAACUUAGAUGGUUCUACGCCUACUCCUACCGGCUCUCAACAGGUGCCGGUGCAGCAAGGGCCGCCACGUCCUUUGUCCCAACAAGCCGCCAUGGCUCAAGCGGCUCAGAGCUACUCAAACAACAAUAAUGGUAACAAUAAUAACAUGGGUCAGCAACAGCAAAUGUCGCAAACGCCAAACAAUACACAUGCUCAUCCCCAAGGUUACAUCGCCAACCGCUCGACUGAAAAUUCGGCUCGCAAUAUCAACAUGGCCAUCCCAAAGAACCUGAAUGUUCCACCCCCGGAGCCUGUCACCAUGGCACCAUCUCGAUCCACUUUAUCGGGGGGUCCUAGUCACGGAGCUAUGGGUAUGAUGGGCCAGCCCGCGAUACAAAAGCACCCCGGUUAUGUCCUUGAGGGUGAAGGUCAGCGCGUACUAAGCAAGAAAAUGCUUGAUAUUUUGGUUCGUCAGGUUACGGGAGGGGGUGAAGGCGAGGGACUUACACCAGAUGCGGAAGAGUUCAUUAUUCAAAUGGCCGAUGACUUCGUUGACGACGUAAUCACCGCCGCCUGUCGUCUUGCCAAAUUACGUCCGUCAUCUACACUUGAAAUGCGUGAUAUUCAACUGGUCUUGGAACGCAACUACAAUAUGCGCAUCUCCGGAUUCUCCACCGAUGAUCUGCGCACUGUCAAAAAGCCUCAGCCCACUCAAGGUUGGACUCAAAAGAUGUCAGCUAUCCAGGCUGCCAAGGUUACUCAGGGCAAGGCUGAAUAA
This is a messenger RNA of Aspergillus tanneri, 1755 nucleotides long. It is a transcript of the gene TAF12, whose product is annotated as putative transcription initiation factor TFIID subunit 12. Gene Ontology annotation, molecular function: TBP-class protein binding; DNA binding; protein heterodimerization activity. Lineage: Eukaryota; Fungi; Ascomycota; Eurotiomycetes; Eurotiales; Aspergillaceae. Gene Ontology annotation, cellular component: SAGA complex; transcription factor TFIID complex; SLIK (SAGA-like) complex. The transcript has 2 exons. Gene Ontology annotation, biological process: DNA-templated transcription initiation; RNA polymerase II preinitiation complex assembly. The record is from RefSeq and is a predicted model, not a curated record. Bases 1 to 1755 code for a protein of 584 amino acids.